Messenger RNA from Struthio camelus australis, 4456 nucleotides. It is a transcript of the gene DCPH1, whose product is annotated as acidic residue methyltransferase 1. Gene Ontology annotation, molecular function: phosphatase activity. Gene Ontology annotation, biological process: DNA damage response. The record is from RefSeq and is a predicted model, not a curated record. Gene Ontology annotation, cellular component: nucleus. Lineage: Eukaryota; Metazoa; Chordata; Aves; Struthioniformes; Struthionidae.
CCGGCGGGCGUUUUCUCUCCUCGCCGCAGCUUGUUGUCGCUGUUGUCACUGACCGUUGGUGACUGCAAUAGAUCUUUUGCAUAUUUUACAAUUAAGGACAGACUACCUCAAAUCCUCACAAGAGUUAUUGAUACUCUGCAUCGACAUAAAAAUGAAUUCUUUGAAGAACAUGGUGAGAAGGGUGUUGAAGCAGAGAAGAGAGCUAUAUCCUUCCUCUCUAAAUUACGGAAUGAAGUGCAAACAGACAAGCCAGUGACCCCUUUAGAAGAUGAGCUGCCUGAUACUGCGCUGUGGAACCAAUACCUGGACUAUCAACGAAAUCUAUCAAAUGGAAAUGGAGAACCAAGCUGGUUUCAGGCCCCUUGGUUAUAUGUAGAGUGUUAUAUGUAUCGGAGAAUCCAUGCAGCAUUAGCACAAAACCCACCUAUUGACCACUUUGACGUAUUUAAGGAAGCAAAAGCUCAAAAUUUCUUUGAAUCCCAACAGGCUGUUAUUGCCUUAUGCACUUACUUUCAGGAACUUCUUAAGAAUAUCAAGGAUCUCAAUGAAAAGCAACUGCAGGAGGAACUUUUUAAGCUACUGCAGGUGACAUUGUGGGGAAAUAAGUGUGACCUUUCCUUUUCAGCUGGUGAAGACAGCUCUCAGAAAUCUAGUCCUUUACAAUCCCUGGAAGACCUGACACCUUACAUCUUAGUGAAUGAUAUGGAAAAACUUUGGUCAUUGCUUAUAAAUGCCAAAAAAAACCCUACAGAUAAUUCUAUUGUUAGAGUUGACAUAAUCCUGGAUAAUGCUGGAUUUGAACUUGUAACUGAUCUCGUAUUGGCUGACUUCCUGUUAUCAUCAAAGCUAGCUGAUGAAAUUUAUUUCCAUGGAAAAAGUAUUCCAUGGUAUGUGUCCGAUACCACCAAGCAUGAUUUUAACUGGACUAUUAAACAACUGCAGUCAGCUAAUCACAUGUGGAUGUCUAGAUGUGGGAUAAACUGGGAGGGCAAUUUGAAAAAGGGAGUUUGGGUCUACCAUGAUCACAUGUUUUGGACUUUGCCACAUGAAUUUUCUAGUAUGGCUAAAGUUGCUCCUGAUUUGUAUGCUGAUUUACAGAAGUCAAACUUGCUCCUUUUUAAAGGUGAUCUAAACUAUAGAAAAUUAACAGGCGAUAGAAAAUGGGAAUAUACUGUUCCAUUUUAUCAAGCCUUGAACAAGUUUCAUCCUGCACCCCUCUGUAGUGUGAGAACACUGAAGUCUGACACUCAGGUUGGCCUAAAACCUGGACAAGGUGAAAAAAUUCAGGCUUCUGAACCUGAAUGGAUGAUAAAGGGAAAAUACGGUAUAGUCCAAUUUGAUGCUGUUAUAUGACUCCAGUUAAUAUGGUUCCUGAUAUUCUGAUAGAUUGUCCGAUUACUCUGUUCCAUGCUUGACUUCAGCCAAGACUCAUUUUUUUUGCUUGCACUUUUUUUCCCCAGGUUGGUGGUUGUUAUGGUUCCAUAGAAGAUACUGAUGUUGUGCAAAAGUUUACAAACUGUCUUUGUAUAUAUAAGAUAUAUUAAAAUGCAGGUUGAUUUAUUUUCCUGAUGUCCAAUGUCAACAGAAUAUGUUUAAGAUGUAUAUUUAGUUGUCUAUAAUUUUUUUUCCCCUCAUCAGUGGGUAAAAGAGUUUAUGCCUAAAAUUGGUGAAAAACCUGCUUCAGAAACCACUUCCUCAACCACACCUUAGCAUGCAUUUAUUUCUGCAUAACUUGUGCUUCACGUGCCAUGCAUUGCAUGAAAGUUAAUAUUUUGGGAAAUGCACAAAUUCUUUGCAGCCUAUUGCGGGAAUUCAUGAACGAAAUUUAAAUUUGAAUUUUAAAAUACAAGAGAAUGGCCAGUUUUCUUGCAGGAGGGUAGUUGUCCCGUCUGGCAUGAAGAUCAGACCUGGAAGCGGGGGAAAGGACAAUCUGUUCUGAAGAGCGUGGAAGGUAUUGCUAAGACCCUUUACAAAAAGAAUCAGUUACUUUGCUAGGUAAUAUUUUAGAUUUAAUGCAGACUUGUCUUAAGUUGGGGGGCUGUCCAGCAGUAUUUGUCGUUCAAGGAUUGCCUGCAUCUUUGCAUUGUGAGAAUUUUCUGUACUUGUAAAAGUUAAGUUAAGAAGGGUGCCAAGCAUAAUUUUCCUUGGGUGAAAUACAGCCCCAGCUGCACUGGGAAGUACGUGCUGGUGAAGCACCUGCCGUACUGGUUGCUGUUAGUUGGAAUUGCUAGGUCCAUGUUUCCUCCUGUCUACCAUGGUCUCAAAUCACCUCACUCAAUUUCAAGAAAAACUUACUGGUAUUUUAGUGGUUCUCACAGUGAAGUGAAGGUGGAAUAUAAUUAUCUGUUUUUAAAAGAAGAAUUAAAAACAGAUUCUGACAUGGCUUAACAUAUUUCCAUAAUUUGAAAUAGUGUCUUUGAUAGGGGGACUGUUCUGAUGCCAGUGAUAACUGCAGGUUUGUUAGAGGACGUUGGCAAACUUCCCUAUAGAUGCUGUUUGAUCAGAAUAUGCUUCUGUCUAGAGCUGCUAGAAUGAGCAGAAAUUCCUUUGUGGUUGUGCCUGGUGGCCAAGGCUGUUGUGUUACAGAGAACAGGAAUAGACAGUAAAGAGACUUCCUUUUCCAUUCCACACACACACACAAUGAAGAGAACACUACAGUAGCCUUAUUUGAAUACAUGCUGCAAGUGAAGAAAGAGGUGCUAUGACAAGCUAACUAGAAUGAUUGAUGGAGGUAGGAUUAAAAAAGACUUUUGCACUUACGUUUAACCUAAGACAAGGGUAAACUUUGGCAGGCCUGAAGAAGCGAGAGAAGGAAGACUGGGCAGUGGUUUGUAGCUAUUAGACUUCACUGUAUUCCAGGCUUGGGGUGGAGGGGGCGUGGCUGUAGUCCCCUUCCAAUCAGUGAAAUCAGUAGCAAAAUGUCUCCCCUCUCGUACUGGUGGAGAGAAUAAGCAGCUUGAUCCUUGAAGAAUAGAUUUGCCUCUUGCAGAAUCCUUACAGAUGGUGAGGAACUUGCCAUCACCAGUUGUUGAUCUGUCUCUAUAUGUACCCAGGUUGCUUCCAAGGACUGACUUCUAGGAAUUCAUAGUGCAGAUAAGUGAAAGCUUAUAUUCCAAAGUCAUGUUAAGUAAAAUCCUACAAAGUCCUAUGUUACUUAACGAAUAUGUCAGCAUGUGUUCAACAUUGAUUGAAUCUUCUAAUUGGAGAUUGUUGCAUUAAUGUUUGUGAGGAAGUAUUAUAAUGCCUCCAUGGGUACCAUAAGAUAAGUAAUUCUUUAGGUUAGCCUUUGAAUGGUAAUGUAAGACUGAUGUCUUGCUGAAAUGUCAUACUCAAAAAAGAAGAAACUGAGUUAGUUCCAUUCUCCAGUUUAUUAAGUCAGCACUUCUCAUCUUUUGUUCUAGCAAAGAAAAGUUUGUACGGUAACAGAUGAUGUAACUGUAAUUACAUUAGGAAUGCACAGCUUUAACCUCCAAAUAUUGAAUUGCUUGAUUUUUUUGUAGCUGUAACUUCCAAGUGUCAUCUAUAGACAUAACUGAACAUGAAGCAUGCUUUUCUGUUAUGUUGCUUGGCUAUGUUUUCUUAAAAUUUGGAUUGCUGGAUGGAAAAGAAAUGGGAUUGAAAUGGUAGUGUUACAUUAUCCCAUGCCACAAAUAAAUAGUGAAGGUUACAUUAAUCUGAUGAGGAAGUGUGCUUUGCUCUUCAGUUACCUACAAUUUAAUUGAAAAUAAUGCAUUUAGGAAGCCCUUUCCUAGAUAUUUCCUGUUAAUUACUUGUGUAAUGUAACUUCAUGAAAUGGCAGUGUGUGCCUGAUGCAUUUAGGUGCAAUUUACUGUUAUAACAACGGCAUAAAGCAUAUAAUAUAACAUAUGUUAUAAUAUAGCAUAAACACUUUUCUUGAGUAUUCAAGAAAGUUGCUCCUGCACAUCUGCUAAAACUGAUUGCCCAAAAUGCUUGCACAGCAUAACUCAGGGACUACUGAUUUCUCUACCCAAAUGCUUGGUAUUUUCUUGCCAUGUGCUAUUUGAAUAUUUAUAGCAAAAAUAAGGGCAUUUUCAAUAAUCCUGUGGACCACAACAAACUGACAUCUUUUGACUUCAAUUUUUUUUAAUUGUACCUUUUGAACAACUGUGUUUAUGAAUCAGUUUUUGAGCGGUAGUGAUGACUUCCAUUUGUGAAGAACUAAUAGGAAAAAUAACGUUACAGACACACUGAAAAGCAUUAUAUAUGUCUGUCUGAGUACUUGAUUGGUCAUUAAGCAAGAUGUAUGCAAUAAUUCUGUAUGUAUUUGAGGCAAUAAGAUGAGGCUUCUUAAAUUGAUGUGGAAAAUAAAUUGAUUGUAUGAUUGGAAACUUUAGCAAGAAUAUUGAAAUAAAUGAUAAGAUUUUGUGCAAAAGUCCAGCUUUAUUAUACUAUUUCAAUGGCUGGAAAAGCCAACUUUAAAAAAAAAAAAAAAAAA